AUGCUCUGUCAUACACCUGAAACCCUGCCGCAAAUCUGGGAAUCCAAUGAGAGGCUAUCGAUGUGGAUUGACAUGAUCUGCAUCGAUCAGCUGGACAAUAAUGAGAAGGCGUUGCAGAUUCCCCUGAUGCGAGAUAUCUACUCAAGAGCGAGGUCAGUGGUUGUGUGGAUUCAUGAAUACGACAGCUAUUUGCGCUAUGCAUUUCAGCAUUUGCGUCGACUCAGUUCACAUCAGCCGGACGAAGAGAUCCCGUUUGACCCUAUGGGCUGGGAUGCGAUUCGACGCCUGCUUGGUUGCGAGUGGUUUCAUCGACGAUGGGUGAUUCAAGAAUCCGUGCUUCCAAAGACGGCCAUCUUUCUUUGCGGGUCAGACUCAAUUUCCAUGGAUAAUCUGUUUCGGGGCAUCGACAUGGCUGUGAAGUCGCUACUUGCACGGCCACGACCGAUGAAAAAGCUCAAGCGCGGUAACACGGGCGAAGUACGGCCUAUCAGGGUGCUGAGAGAACUCAGGCAGGCACUAGAAACAGAUCAGAAUCAGUUUGGUCUUUUCUGGCUGAUGGAGCAUCUCCGUUUUACCCGCGCAACCUUUGCUCACGAUCAAGUCUAUUCGUUACUGGGUGUUUGCAACCCCCAAGAGGCUGCUGCAACUUCAGUUCGAUAUGACCUCGAGCCCGAAGAGGUUUACAAGCGUUCAGCCAUCCUACAUGCAGAUAUACAUGGCAACUUGGAGUUUCUGGGUCUCUGUGCGCCUGAGCAGCGUGAUACCCUCUGCUCUGGAUCACCUGGAAACCCAGUCUUGCGUCCGUUCGCAGGCCCGUCUUGGGUACCAAACUGGCACUCACAGAGGCUGAGGCGCUGUUUAGGUCUUAGCCAUAUCAACCACGAGGAGAGCUUUUUUAAUGCCUCUGAAGCAAUUCCUUUCGACCCUUCAUUUGAGGGAGAGCAGUUAACGGUCUCAGGAGUCUUGAUUGAUAGGAUCAGUUCAAUAGCUGAUUUCUGUCCUCGCGAUAGAGCACCUGACUUCUCGGAUGCCAACUCAAAACUGUACCAGCAGUAUCUGGAUUUCUGGCUGACUCCAGUGGAUGAACCUGCACCGUAUUCAGAUGCUGUCAGUCGGGCAGAAGCCUUCAUCCGAACUUUGAGUUUAGAUGGCAUUUACCUGGAGCCCGUACCCUCGCCUGAUGAUAUUCCAACAAUUUUCUACAACUGGUGCAGUGGCUCAACAUUGUGUAAGCGGCUAGAAACGUACGGGUUCAAGCCCAAAAGGAGUGGAACUGGACCCGGACAAAAGGCAUUUAUCAGAAUGAAGCGUCUGGUAUCCUGGGAUCCAUUCGUCACUUCCAAGGGCUACAUUGGCCUUGGCCGGGAGGGUGCUGCGAUUGGGGAUGAAGUUUGGCUCACCGGGGGCUGCAGUACCCCUGUUCUAUUGUCCCCUAGCACGGAGGGUCCGCUCAGAUAUGAAGUGAAGGGGGAAGUUUUUCUUGAUGGGUUCAUGUUUAAGGGGCAACUUGGGGAAUCAAUCCACCAGGACUCGAAAAUUGAGCGAAUUGUUCUCGUAUAG
Molecule: messenger RNA, 1560 nt
Organism: Fusarium subglutinans
Lineage: Eukaryota; Fungi; Ascomycota; Sordariomycetes; Hypocreales; Nectriaceae
Product: het-6OR heterokaryon incompatibility (het-6OR allele)
Exons: 1
Coding region: 1-1560 (519 amino acids)
Source: RefSeq, a predicted model, not a curated record